Molecule: messenger RNA, 1118 nt
Organism: Arachis duranensis
Lineage: Eukaryota; Viridiplantae; Streptophyta; Magnoliopsida; Fabales; Fabaceae
Exons: 1
Coding region: 159-977 (272 amino acids)
Biological process (GO): shoot system development; root development
Source: RefSeq, a predicted model, not a curated record
UUGAUGAGCUGUGUGUGAUGCCUCUAGAAACCAAUCAUCAAUAGCUUCUCUUAUAUAGAGAGAGAGUCAAGGACUUGGUACCAACACAUCAGCAUUCACAGCUCUCUUUCAGAAACAAUAAUCACCAAAAAAGAGAGAGAAAAAAAAAACAGAAAACAAUGGCAAGCAAUCUUCAUGUUCGUUCAAACAGUUUGCCAUCUGCAUCUCAUCCAUCCUCCACAAGGGUUCAAGAGGAGCUCAACAAGGUCAAGACUUUUGAAGCAACAUCCACAUCUGCAUCUGCAUUUGGAUUGUCCUUGUUAGAAAAUCUAUACAUUUCCUUGGACGAUCUUCUCAGUGUUUCUUCCACCCAAAAGGCCAUAUUUCAUCAUCAAGGUGAAGAGAUAUUGGAUGGCUCUUUGAGACUUUUGGAUAUAUGUGGAAUCACAAGGGACACAGUGAUGCAGAUCAAGGAAAAUGUACAAUCACUUCACUCUGCUCUCAGAAGGAGAAAGGCAGAUUCAAAUAUUGAAAAGAUUGUAGCAGAAUAUAAUUCAUUCUCAAAGAAGAUGAAGAAAAAUAUCAAGAAGUUGAUCACAUCUUUGAAGCAAUCAGAAAGCAAGUUUGGUGCUUCCUCACUCCUGAAUGAAGAAGUGAUUAGUGUUGUAAGGGAAGUGAUGGUGAUGAACAUGUCUGUCUUUCAAUCCCUUCUCUCAUUCUUGGCUGGUCCUCCUUCAAAAUUAAAGGCAACUAAAUGGAUGAACAAGUUGAUGCAUAAGGGAGAAGUGAGCUCAAAGAAUUCCAAUGAGCUGCAGUGUGUUGAUGAAGCAUUGAACACCGUUUUAAAUGAAGGUGCUAAUGGUUCCAACAUGCAAGUAGCACAUGGAAGAUUGGAUGCUCUGGAAGAUGCCAUUGAAAGCAUUGAAAUUGCUUUGGAGAACUUAUUUAGGCGCUUGGUAAAAACCAGAGCCUCUCUUUUAAACAUUAUGACUCAGUAGAGUCUACUCACUUAUUCUUAUCUCUCUCUAAAUCCUACAAAAGAAUCCCAAUUUUAAGGAUCUCUGGAAGGUUGAAAAUUUUGAUCUCUUUGAUUUGUACAUGUAUAAAAUUCUAUGGUUACAUAAUCAAAUACAAAAGAA